Messenger RNA from Acanthosepion pharaonis, 615 nucleotides. The record is from the annotation of a GenBank genome assembly. Lineage: Eukaryota; Metazoa; Mollusca; Cephalopoda; Sepiida; Sepiidae.
AUGUUGUCUUUCAUUCCUCGAUUUCUUCUUGAUGUCAUUAUCUGCCAUUUCCUUCUUCAAAGAUCACUUUUUCUACACCUCCUUUCUUCCUCCAAGAAUAAAACUUCAUUUACCCCUCCAUUCAUCCUCCAGAAAUGUCGUAUUUUUCUCCUCGACUUCUUCUUGACGUCAUUCCCUGUCCAUAUCCUUCUUCUAAAGUCACAAAUAACGUCUUUCUUUCCCCGUCUUCUUCUUGAUGCCAUUCCCUCUCCAUUUACUUCUAACAUCAUUAUAAUUGCCCCCUCCAACAUUCCUCCAGAUAUAUCGAAUUUGAUUACUCGUCUUCUUUUGAUGUCAUUCCCUGUCCAAUUCUUUCUUCUUACAUCACAUCAUCUACCCUUCCUUUUUCUAACAGAAAUGUCAUCUUUCUUUCCCCGUUUUCUUUUUGAUAUCAUUUCCUGUCCAUUUCCUCCUUCUAACAUCACUUCAUCUAAACCACCAUUUACACUCAGAAAUGUCGUCUUUUAUUCUUCGUCUUCUUCAUGUUAUUCCCUGUCCAUUUUCUACCAACAUCACUUAAUCUACCCCUCCGUUUCUCCAACAAAUGAAGUCUUUCUUUCCUCAUCUUCUUCCUGA